ACCGGAAGUGCGCCGCGGGGGGGAGGGUACGUAGGUACAGCCCGAGAAGCCCGAGAAAAACGAGCGCGCUCUGGGUGGCUCUGGCAGCCCGGGGGUAGCCAAAGCGAAGAGCCCCACUUGCUCCGCAGAACACACGGAGAACACCUUGCUCGGAGUGGGCGCUCGUGGAGAACGGGCUUGCGACGCACCGCACGCGAACGUUGGACCUUGUCGACCUCACUGAGCAACGUGACCAUUUUCGUCCGGGACCUGCACGAACGUGCUGCUGUAGUCAUGUCUGCACACUCUCCCGAGCACAAAGUGACCACUAGCCGCAGCAUACCGACUCGGCGGAUUGUCAUCAACGAUGCGAGUCAGCUGCCUCAAGACUACAGCUCGACGCCCGGGGGCACCAUAUUCUCCACCACUCCGGGAGGCUCACGCAUCGUCUAUGACCGGAGCUUCCUUAUGCAGAUGCGCCACUCUCCAUUGGCCCAAACGCCACCCAAAAACUUGCCUGUGAUCCCUGGGGUGACCCUUUCCAGCAGCCCAGAUGUCUCCAAGGCCAGUGGAUCUCCCAUGAAGCCCACAGAGAAUGGUGCUUUGUCAUCUCCAAUCAAGGGUGCCAAGCCUGAAGGAUCGGGUGACGAACCACAGUUUGCAAUGGACAUCUAGUCCGACCAACAAGUGCCAAGCUAUUUCUUUGACUCGUCUCGGCCAAGUGCACCACCUCUUUGUAUUUUUCAUAUUGCUCCAGUACGGAGUGCCACCAGUGUCAAAUGGUGGCUGAAUUGCCUUGAUGCAUUCUUUUUGUUUCCUUUGGCGAGCACGACAAGCAAGUGGGCGCACAAUUUUUUUCUGUUUUGUUUCUUUGGUGUGUGAAAAUGUGGUGCCCAGUUUCUUUGGUGUGUGAAAAUGUGGUGCCCAGGUAAGUAAUUAUGGGCUAGCAGCAAUGUGACUUGAUUUUUCUUUUUAGCUGAAAUUGCAUUUUCUCGUAUAUUUACCUGCAGAGAGCAGUAUAGCAUGCACUCAAUGAGUGUUGUUUUUUUUUAAUUAUCUCACCAACGAAACAAAAGCCUGCAGUUGCAGCCUGUGGAAGAUUGCCUUCUCUCAUUUCCUGUAGGGCUAGAUGACAGAUAUUUUUUAAAGAUUGGGUGCAACAUCUUUUACUUUUUUUACCACUUCUUGCUAUGGUACCACAGGAACCAUAUUCCUUUUAAAGGUUUGCAUUGGGAUCAGAACUAAAAAGGAGUGGGACUUGUGUUCCAAUCCUUCAGAAGAACGGCUAUUUGGGCUAGUUGGUUAGAAUCCAUGAUGAAUACAUGAAUCCAUGGUUAGAAUUCAUGGGCUUCAGCGCGAGCACGAAGGUGCUCGCGCUGCAGCCCUUAUCAAUCCUUCAGGUAGGUUCACCUCGUUAACUUCAACUUUGUAUUGCUCAGUCUUUAAUAAAGUUUCUAGGGGAGAGUGAAGGGAGAGUGUGAAAAUAUUGGUUUCUUUCUGAUUUGUGGGCUUAGUCGGUCCUUUGUGUUUGUCGACCAGUUGCACUGUCUAGUGAUGGUCUUCCAAAAUUAAAUUGCUUUUAUAUGUAUUCACAGAUGCGGCCACCUUAUUAGUUACCGACUGAUAUGGUUGGUAUAAUUACAAUCUAACACUACGACUCGUACAGAUGUGCGUGUCUAAUUGCUGUUGCAGCUCGGGGCUCAUUUAGAAUCUAGCUGACAUUUUUUUUUAACUUUGUGCUUCUUGGAAAAACCUAUUGAAAUGUGUGUUGAGCUGAUUAGACAAGCUGCAUUGAUGAUGCAUAUUUCUUACAAAUUCCUUUUUUGUUGUCUUUGUUCUUAUUGUAAUGCACCAAACGAAGCCAAAGGUGCAUAGUUUUUUUUGUAAGACCUUGCUUUUUUUUACCAGUGUAGUGAACAUUUAACAAUGACACAAAUGCUUGUGCCAUCUCAGAUUUUAUGUGAUGUUCUUUCCUGAAGGAUAUGGCUUCACGUAGCAUUAUGUUGUUGAGUAGUGCCUCAGUGUUUGAGAAAGGUGGGAAGAAAUGUCAAUGGCAGGGUUGCGCAGUGCUUGGUUUCUUGUUGGCCAUUCCCUUUUGUUUGUUUAUGUUGUUUGGAUGUGCUUUUGGAAUCAAAAUUCUAGAAGACAUGUUUUUCAAAAGUUUGUUGGCUCAAUAAAAAUACAAAAGCUCAUGA
This is a messenger RNA of Rhipicephalus microplus (southern cattle tick), 2174 nucleotides long. It is a transcript of the gene Thor, whose product is annotated as eukaryotic translation initiation factor 4E binding protein thor. Gene Ontology annotation, biological process: negative regulation of translational initiation. Gene Ontology annotation, cellular component: cytoplasm. The record is from RefSeq and is a predicted model, not a curated record. NCBI's taxonomy places the organism in Eukaryota, Metazoa, Arthropoda, Arachnida, Ixodida, Ixodidae. Gene Ontology annotation, molecular function: eukaryotic initiation factor 4E binding.